AUGACGUUUGACAUGGAUCUUUACAUGUAUAUGAGUUGGCAGGAUAUUCGAAUGAAGCACAACCAGUCGGACUACGUUCUAAUUAAUGAUAAAUCGAUUCUGGAGAAGAUUUGGUUGCCGGAUUUGUAUUUUGCAAACGCUCGGACGGCCUACUUCCACGAGGUCACCGUCCAUAACUUCAACAUGUUCGUUUCACCCGAGGGUGUUAUCGCAUACGGAACGAGGGUGACGCUCAACCUAGCCUGCCAUCUCAACUUGCAAGACUAUCCACUGGAUCACCAAACGUGUCUGAUCAAAAUUAUCAGCUGUGAGUAUUUC
Molecule: messenger RNA, 318 nt
Organism: Ostertagia ostertagi
Lineage: Eukaryota; Metazoa; Nematoda; Chromadorea; Rhabditida; Trichostrongylidae
Source: the annotation of a GenBank genome assembly